Nanorana parkeri is the source of this 842-nucleotide messenger RNA. RefSeq names its product chromosome unknown C14orf132 homolog (gene CUNH14orf132). The transcript has 2 exons. Bases 295 to 546 code for a protein of 83 amino acids. NCBI's taxonomy places the organism in Eukaryota, Metazoa, Chordata, Amphibia, Anura, Dicroglossidae. The record is from RefSeq and is a predicted model, not a curated record.
GCCUAGGCAAAAGCUGGUAAGGGAAGGGUUAACGUUGGAUGGCACCGCUGCCACUUAAACAAGAGGCUUACCCGAUCCUGCCCAGGCAGAAGAGCAAAACACGCUCUUGUCUGGUCAGCUGUGGCCAGGGGAAACAGACGCCAAAGGAGAUGUCAUGAAAAAGCGGCUUGGAUUAAUUGGGUCCCCUUACCAGAACGCUCUCCGGAGCCUGGCCCACGCCUCUAAGCCCCCUGGAAAAUGAACGCAGCCGAUCAGACUCUAUAGACGGCUUAAGGUCCACCGCUACGACCCACCAUGGAUCUCUCCUUCAUGGCAGCUCAGCUCCCCGUCAUGGGAGGGGCCUUCAUGGAUUCUCCCAACGACGAAUUCGGAACAGAGUAUUCCUUAUUCAACUCCUCCGCCAAUGUCCACGCGGCUUCCAUCGCCCAGAGCCCCCCGGAAGAACCCGCGCGCUCCUCCAACGACGCCAUCUUGCUAUGGAUUGCCAUCAUCGCCACCAUCGGGAACAUUGUGGUCGUUGGCGUGGUCUACGCCUUCACUUUCUAAGAAGAAGACGAGAAUGUCAGACGCUUCAAGAGACAAACAAUAUUUUUUAUUAAUGUGCGUACCGCGUUCAUUAUUUAGACCCUGUCAGACCUAAAAAAGAAAAUGAUCAUGAAACAUUUAACGUGCGGGAACGACGGUUCAUUGUGAAGUGUAAAUAAUCUAAAGACGCGCCGCGGUCACACUCUACGGAGACCAGGGGCCACCGACCGCUUCCUUGCCUACAGAGAUGGAAAAGGCGGCUGUAAUUCACAUAGCAACACUGGAAGACUGGAAAAUGACUGCAGCGUUCACUCUGG